AUGAUACAAAAAUAUCAGCCCGGGCCCGGGGCUCUGCACUGGGAGAAGAUCGCUGAGUUGAAGCGGACGGAAAGGGACACCGCGGUGCGUUCGUAUUUGCCCGACAGCGAUGCGCAUCCUUCAGAGAGCGAAGACCAGAAUGAUGUAUCAACGACGCCAGAUAUUGAAGAGCUCGUGUCAAGGCUAUCGCGUGGAGAGAUCACCGCCGAAGCUGUCACGAUCAGACAUAUCAAGCGUAUCGCAAAGGCGCAGCAGCAGACGAAUUGCUUGACCGAAGUCUUGUUCUCGGAUGCGCUUGAUCAAGCUAGAGCACUUGAUGAUCAUUUCAAAGCCACGGGCGAGCUAAUCGGUCCAUUCCACGGCGUUCCUGUGACGCUCAAGGAUCAGUUCAAUGUCAAGGGCUACGAUACGACUUUGGGCUACUGUGGCAGAGCCUUCAACCCUGCCGAGAAUGAUGCGCAGGUGGUCGAAGUCUUGAAGAAGCUGGGAGCUGUGAUUCUGGCAAAGACCAACUUACCUCAGAGCAUUAUGUGGUGCGAAACCGAGAAUCCGUUGUUCGGUCUGACGACGAAUCCUCGAAACCCAGACUUUACACCUGGUGGUUCUACGGGUGGCGAAGCAUGCGUGCUGGUGCUAGGUGGCUCGCUUCUUGGAUGGGGCACGGACAUAGGUGGUUCCAUAAGAAUUCCUAGCCACAUGAAUGGCCUUUAUGGCUUGAAGCCAACUUCAAGCCGCCUCUCAUACUCGGGUGUACCAGUAUCAACCGAGGGUCAGCAGCAUGUGCCAUCAGCUAUUGGCCCAAUGACUCGGAGCUUGUCGUCUCUUAUCACGACUACCAAAGCAGUCAUUGAUGCCAGGCCAUGGACAGUCGAUCCUGCAGUUACCCCGAUCGCCUGGGAUAAAGACAUGUUCGCGGACGCACAAUCUCGACCUUUGACGAUCGGAGUUAUGUAUGAUGACGGAGUUGUCAAGGUUCAUCCUCCAAUUGAGAGAGUCCUUUAUCAGAUGACGGAGCGCCUCAAGGCUGCAGGACACGAGGUCGUGAAUUGGAAUCCUUCUCUUCAUGCCGACUGCAUCAAAGUCAUGGACCAGUACUAUAAUGCAGAUGGGUGUGAAGACAUCCGCCGUGAUAUCGAAGCUGCAGGGGAGCCGAUGAUCCCCCAUGUUGAAGCACUUGUCAACCGUGCGCCAGCCAUCUCGGUGUACGAGUACUGGCAACUCAACAAGCAGAAGAUAGCCUUACAGAAAGCCUACUACGAAAAGUGGAAUGCUUUUGUUGCUCCAAGUGGUCGGAAGGUGGAUGUGCUACUGACACCGACGAUGCCGCACACAGCACUUCCUCACAAAGGAUGUCGAUGGGUCGGCUAUACAAAGGUAUGGAACUUUCUAGACUAUCCAGCAGUGGUCUUUCCUGCAGGUGCGGCAGACAAAGAGCUGGAUGGGCUGCUGGAUCCUAGUCAUGUGCCUCGCAAUGACGCGGAUGCGUGGAAUUGGAGCCGGUAUGACGCAGAAUCCAUGCACAAGCAUCCUGUCGGCUUGCAAAUCGUCGCUCGAAGGUUUGAAGAAGAACGCGUGCUCGGCGUGGCACGUGUUUGUGAGAGAUUACUCCAACAGGCAUCUAGUAAACCACACGGAGAAGAUGAGAAGAUCAGACCCGACUGGACCGUGCUUUUAGGGCAAGGUAUGACCGGUGGCAUGUUAAAUGGCCAGUAG
This is a messenger RNA of Cyphellophora europaea CBS 101466, 1713 nucleotides long. RefSeq lists its product as uncharacterized. NCBI's taxonomy places the organism in Eukaryota, Fungi, Ascomycota, Eurotiomycetes, Chaetothyriales, Cyphellophoraceae. The transcript is spliced from 4 exons. Bases 1 to 1713 code for a protein of 570 amino acids. The record is from RefSeq and is a predicted model, not a curated record.